AAAUUGUUUUGUUAAGUCAUUUGUGAGCAUGACAGGCAACUUGUAGGAAUAAUUUUGAUAUUUGUUUUGCAUUAGCAUUUGUGACAAUCAAAAUUAGAAGCAUUCAGUAUUUUUUUCAAUCUAGAGGUUUUCAGAAAUACCGAUGUAAAAUGGUGGAUUAUUUUGAAGAAAGAGGAAUUAACGCAUUGGAAGAUGCAAGUGCCAGACGAGCACAUUUGGAAAGUCAAAUAAUGAGAUUAAUGGCAGAUUUUAAUCUUUUCGAGGAAUUGGGUAUGCCCAACCAAUUAGCGCCACCAGCAUCCAAGGAAGUGGUUAAUAAUUUAGCAGAGGAGAAAGUAACCAAAGACGAUGGUGGAAAGUGUGAUAUUUGCCUAAAGGAAUAUGAAGCGGAGGAGCUAAUCAAAAUAAUGCCUUGCAAGCAUCGAUUUCAUUCCGAAUGUAUUCACGCCUGGCUGUCCAAAACGAACUCCUGUCCAUUAUGUCGGCACGAAUUACCCACAGAUGAUAAGUUUUAUGAAGACUAUCGUAAGGAGAAAAAAAGGGCAAAAGAACGUGAUGCGGAUAUAGCAAACUUACACAAUUCCAUGUUUAGUUAACUUUUAUAUAUAUCAAAUAGAUACAGUGUUUUCAACCCAUGUCCUAUGGUAUCUAA
Photinus pyralis (common eastern firefly) is the source of this 652-nucleotide messenger RNA. Its product is annotated as E3 ubiquitin-protein ligase RNF181-like. Bases 150 to 596 code for a protein of 148 amino acids. The transcript is spliced from 3 exons. Lineage: Eukaryota; Metazoa; Arthropoda; Insecta; Coleoptera; Lampyridae. The record is from RefSeq and is a predicted model, not a curated record.